Pelodiscus sinensis (Chinese soft-shelled turtle) is the source of this 3953-nucleotide messenger RNA. The record is from RefSeq and is a predicted model, not a curated record. NCBI's taxonomy places the organism in Eukaryota, Metazoa, Chordata, Testudines, Trionychidae.
AUCUAAAUUUCUACUCAAGACCUUUACUCAAAUUAAAUCAAAUGUGUCUGCAUCAAAUAAAAAGAAGGUUGAUGAUAGAUUCUUUUGGAACAAACACAUGAUCCAGGAUCUCAUCAAUAUUGAUAAUACAGAAGUGGACUCUUGGAUUAUACCUAUCAUUCAGGGAUUUGUACAGAUUGAAGAGCUUGUAGUUAAUUACAGUGAUACAUCUGAUGAUGAGAAAAGUAGUCCAGAGACUCCACCUCAGGAGUCAACUUGUGUAGAUGAUAUUCACCCACGAUUUCUGGUAGCACUUGUCUCACGCCGAAGUCGACACAGAGCUGGGAUGCGGUAUAAGCGAAGAGGUGUUGAUAAAAAUGGGAAUGUGGCAAAUUAUGUGGAGACAGAACAAUUGAUUCAUGUCCAUAAUCAUACUCUCUCUUUUAUUCAAACACGGGGCUCUGUGCCAGUAUUUUGGAGUCAGGUUGGAUACAGGUACAACCCACGACCACGACUGGACAAGAGUGAAAAGGAAACUGUACCCUAUUUCUGUGCACACUUUGAAGAACAACUGAAAAUUUACAAGAAACAAGUGAUUAUUAAUUUGGUGGAUCAGACUGGACGAGAGAAGAUUAUUGGAGAUGCUUACCUUAAACAAGUGUUACUGUACAACAAUUCAAACCUCACUUAUGUUUCCUUUGACUUCCAUGAGCACUGCAGAGGGAUGAAGUUUGAAAAUGUUCAAACGUUAACUGAUGCCAUUCAUGAUAUCAUCCUUGAUAUGAAGUGGUGUUGGGUUGAUCAAGCUGGUGUGAUUUGUAAACAAGAAGGAAUUUUUCGUGUUAACUGCAUGGACUGUCUGGAUCGGACCAAUGUUGUCCAAGCUGCUAUUGCAAGAGUCGUCAUGGAACAGCAGCUGAAAAAGCUGGGUGUGAUGCCACCAGAACAGCCUUUGCCGAUGAAAUGCAAUAGAAUCUACCAGAUAAUGUGGGCAAACAAUGGAGAUUCCAUAAGCAGACAGUAUGCCGGAACAGCAGCUUUAAAGGGUGACUUCACAAGAACUGGUGAAAGGAAACUCGCAGGAGUAAUGAAAGAUGGAGUCAAUUCUGCAAACAGAUACUACUUGAAUCGCUUUAGGGAUGCUUAUAGGCAAGCAGUCAUAGAUUUGAUGCAAGGUGUUCCAGUGACUGAGGAUCUUUAUUCUAUAUUUACAAAAGAGAAAGAACAUGAAGCAUUGCAUAAGGAGACACUGAGAAGCCAUCAGGAACUGAUUAGCCAGUUAUUGCAAAGUUACAUGAAACUACUCUUACCAGAUGAUGAAAAAUUCCAUGGUGGAUGGGCACUUAUUGAUUGUGACCCAAGCCUCAUUGAUGCUACUCACAAAGAUGUGGAUGUUCUAUUGCUGCUUUCGAACUCUGCCUACUAUGUGGCCUAUUAUGAUGAUGAAGUUGACAAAGUAAAUCAGUAUCAAAGACUAAGCCUUGAAGCAUUGGAGAAAAUAGAAAUAGGUCCUGAACCAACCCUUUUUGGAAAGCCCAAGUUCUCUUGUAUGAGGCUGCAUUAUACAUACAAUGAAACAAGUGGAUAUUUUCAUACUCUCAGAGCUGUGGUGCGCAACCCUGAAGAGGAUGGAAAAGAUACCCUUCAGUGUAUUGCAGAGAUGCUGCAAAUCACGAAGCAAGCUAUGGGAAUAGAUGUGCCUAUUAUAGAGAAAAAGCUGGAGAGGAAGAGCAGUAAACCUCAUGAGGACAUCAUUGGCAUUAGAUCCCAGAAUCGAGGAUCCCUGGCACAAGGCAAGAAUUACUUAAUGAGCAAGUUUUCAUCUCUUAAUCAGAAAGUCAAACAAACCAAAUCCAAUGUUAACAUUGGCAACCUUCGCAAGUUAGGGAAUUUUACUAAGCCUGAAGUGAAAGUCAAUUUUUUAAAACCCAACUUGAAAGUUAAUCUUUGGAAAUCGGACAGUAGCCUUGAAACUCUGGAAAAUCCAAUGACAGAUACUAAAGUCCAUGUGGAAUCGGAUAUUGAAUUAUCAGAUAAUGACUCUUUCCAUUCUGAUGACUUCCUUACAAAUUCUAAAUCUGAUGAGGACCAUCAAUUAACUGACUCUUCAGAGAAUCUAGGCCAGAGAGACUAUGUUCUGCCCAGCUGUGGUAUCAUUGCUUCAGCUCCUCGACUGAGUAGUCGGUCCCAGUCAAUAAACAGCACUGACAUCAACAUUAGCAUUCACGUUCCUUCAGAGAUCCAUGUCGCCCAGGCUAGCAGACCUGAAUGUGAAGACAGACCUAUGCAGGGAACUCCUUUUGCUGACAAUGUGGCAAUGGAGUUCAUUAAACCCAUGGAUGCAUACUGCCACAGAUUUGUACAAGAUGCUCAAAACAAGAUGACAGAUGCUUUAGUGGCAGAAACUGCUCCUCAACAGCCCUGCCAAGGAAUAGAUCAAACCAGCAAUAAUACUUCUCAGAAAAGAGAAACCUGGUCAGAAACAAACACAGACAUCCCUUCCAGGCCAUCUAAACUGGAUGUACCAUUUUCUGAGUCAGGUUCUCAGUUCUUAGCUGUUGAGGAGACUUACUCUAAUAAAUGUCAUAAAAGCCCAGGAUCUGCAUCCAGUAUUCUUGAAGUUGAGACAGGACUUCAUACGACUCCUUCUCCAGGAGACAGUAAUGGCAGCAGAGCAGUCUCUCCCUUUGCUAAGAUCCGCAGCUCUAUGGUCCAAGUUGCUAAUAUUACACAAGCUGGAUUGACCCAAGGGAUAAACUUUGCAGUGGCAAAGGUACAGAAGAGCCCAGCUGAACCAGAGGCUGUAAAUGAAGUCCAACAAAAUGAACUGAUACAAAUGUUUACACAGUGCCAGACACGAAUAAUUCAGAUUUAGUUGCUAACUUAGAAUUUGUUCUUGUUGUGGCUCGUACAUAUUCUUAAAUAUUCAUACUAGAAGACCCAUGUAUUGUGAAUUGCCACUGAACAUUGGGAUAAAACAAUAGUAAUGUUUACAGGAAGUGGGUUUUUUUUUUUUUGAGGCAAAUUUAUUUUGGUUCUGAACAGGUUUCAGAAUUCCCUGAUGCAGCUGAGAUGAUACAUACUAUACUGAACAGGUAGCCUAUACACUGAUAUUUAGUAAGCACGCUGUUCCUUUUAAAUUGAUUGCACAGUUGUCUUUGGGACAAAUUUUGUAGGUCUUCUGAUUUGUGUAGAAUAUUUAUAGUAAGAGGGGCUGGUACUGCACUUCUUCUGUUACCUUACUAAUCUUGCACUGCACCAGCAAUAUAUAUUUUACUGACAAAUGACAUUUAUUCUAUUUAUUUUUGAAGUAGGUUUUUUUACUUUUUUUUGGUGUGGUUUCCAUUGACGUUCUAGACAUGUUCCUCAAGAAGUGGUGUCUUUGCAAUGGGAAUUGAUAACUUUUAACUCGUUUAGUUACAUUAACUGAAAGUUUACUCUUCCCAACCACCACUCUUGUCUAUCCUACCUCAAUUAAAGGAUAAGACAGCUAGCAAAAAUCUAAUAUCUUAAUUGCCUGAAGUGCAACUUCUUUAAAGCAUGGGGGUGGGAGGAUUGUGUAAAACCAAUGGGAACUAAUUGCUGAUAUUAAAACUCUCUUGUUCCCUUUUAUGUUCUACUAAACACAUUGCUCUGUAACUUUUGUUCUCUAUAAUAAGGUAAAACAAUCAGGGUACUUAUUUCUGGAUGCAUAUUGCUAAGUAUAUCAGGUCAUGUCCUGAUGUUGUGUUAAUUUGAUUAGAAGUUUUAACUGCCGUUAGCCAAAACCAGAAAGUGAUUAAGCAAGCAGAACAUAGAAGGAAAGAGUAUUCAUUCAUGAAGUCUGUCUGGUAAUUUUAAAAAUAAGAUUAUAAUAUGUAUUGAAACGGUUAGUUUAGUUUAAACCACCUUGACUUUAUGUGAUAUUGGCAUGGAUGAGGUUGAAUGCAUACUUGUGAAGGGAAUUAGGGACCAAUAAAUGUAUGUGUAAGGAA